CUCCGUAGUUUUAUAUUUCAGUCAAGAACCAAAAAUAAUAAAAUUCUGAGCAAACCGAUUUCUUCUCCAGCAUUAAAAUAAAAAAUGGCUUCAAAUAAAUGAAUUUUGCCUGUUGAGUGAUUUUUAAUGUGCAGAUAUGACAUAUUUUUAUUUGCAGGUAAAUAUUAGGACUUUCAUCAACAACAAUAAUUGGGAAAAAUGUUUGGAUGCAGAAUUUAUCUUUUGAAAAUGAGAUCAGAGGAAAGGGUUAAAACCUGAGGAGACCUGAGAGCCUACAUUUCCCACAAUGCAACCUGCCUGUUAGUGAACCUGCUGUUUGUUUCUCUGCAGGGUUUUUAUUUAUGUACAGAUUCAGUUUAUGAUGUUCCGUAGUUUUAAAUUAGCAGAUUAAUUUAAAAUGUUUAACAAUAUUAUCGCUUAUCACAAUAAUUACUGGACAAUUUAUCGUCCAGUAAAAUGAUCGUGUCAGAAACACGUAAGAGUUUCAGCUGUUCCUCCGUUUGACUAACAUAGUAAACUAACCAAUCACAAGCUUUCAAACCUAUGACAUCAUCAGCUGGGAAUUCCCAAACGGUUCAAAGCCUCCUGUAUGCAAACUUCUGGAUUUAAGGAGGAUGAUGAAGGCUGAGCUGGAUUAUUUUAUAUUCCGGGAUUAUAAUCUUUGUUUCUGGUUGUUGAAUUUUAUUUCCUGCGGUGACCAUCAGGAACCUGCAGGGUUGAAAAGGAAAACUAGUUUUCUGCGUCCCUGAACGAUCCUCCAGGAGGAGGAGGAAGAGGAGGAGCCGCCCUCCUCUUCCUCUCCGCAGAGCCGCUGAUCCAUUUCGCACCUGCGGUCCGAGUCUACCUGUGGAUCCGGCGGCAGCAGCAGCAGCAGCAGCAUGGGGGUCUCCGCGUCCAGCCUGCUGGAUGAAGCCAAGUCCGCCUACAUCAGAGGCCAGGCGCAGGCCGAGCUGAGCGACUUCGCUCCGUACUACAGGAAGCAGUUCUCGGUGGCCCGGUUCGCCCAGGUGGAGGACGAACUGCAACAGAACAAACAGCAGAUCACUCAGCUGCUCAAGCAGAAGGAGGCGCCAGAGGAAGCCAUCGUCCUUUACGAAGACGCCCUGUGGUACUUUGACGACAACAGGAAGUGGAGGGAGCGGAUGGUUGCGGUGAGAGCAAACUACUGCCUGGAGUGUCAUGAAAGCCUGCAGUCUUAUGUUAAAGGAGCCAACGCGCUUUACAAGCUGCUGCCUACAGGGGGCACUAUUCUGACCACAGAGGAGAAGUACAUGGAGAUGGUGGACAAAUGCUACCCUGAUGACAGCAACGUGAAGGAGGAGUUCGCUCCUCCUCUGCCGGGGAUGCCGGGGCAGUUCCCGGUCUACCUGCGCCUGCCCUACAGGAGGGAUUACUACUUCUGCUUCAAGCAGGAGGCCAAGCAGGCCACCUUCAUCUCCUUCCUGUCCGACUGCAUCAAGCACCAGAACCAAGACUUCCAGAAGAAGAAGACGUGUGAAGUCCAGGCGUUCCUGAAGGCCAUCCAGCUGUUCCGCCAGGACCGGGGCCAGUACGAGGCCUGGGGCAUGCUGAUCGGCAGCGACGUGCGGGUGAUGGCCAACCUGGUGAUGGAGAAGCUGCUGCCGUCGCUGGGGACGGACCUGCUGCCUCGCCUCAGAGCCAAGAAGACCGACAGGAAGAAGGCUUGGUUCAUCACGAUGGAGGCGGCCUACAUCCUGGUCCAGCAGCAUCUGCUGGAGGGGCUGGCGGCUCUGAAGGAGGAGUGCAAGGUGUCCGUCUGGCAGCAGGAGGUUCUGAUGCGCUCCGACAUGGACCAGAUCCUCAACACCAGGCGGCAGCUGGAGGAGAAGAUCCGAGCCAAGGUCUCUGAGCCGGCGGAGCAGCUGUGCUCCGAGUCCGUCCAGCCCUACCUGGGCUCGGUUCUGGAGGAGCUGAUGGAGCCGAUCAGCUCCGGCUUCAUGGCCAGCCGGCAGCUGAUGGAGACCAAGAUGGACGAAGUGUGCCAGGCCGUCCUGCAGGGAGCCGACAACGACGAGCUGAAACAGGCUUUGGGUGAGAUGGCGAGACCGAACCUGCUGGACUGCUGCCUGAAGAUCAGCUCCCUGCAGGACAAACUGAAGCACCUGCAGGAGCGCUUUGGGUUCAGCACCUUGACGGCGGUGACCCACGGCGCUCAGAUCGACCUGCAGCAGCUGAUGGAGAACGCGGCGUACACGCUGGAGCUGAUGCUGAAGAAAGCCAUGGAGGACAACCCGGAAACGGCCGGCGCCGUCAUGGACAAGGCCAAGCACCGGAUCCUGAAGCAAUUCGACUACGACAGCAGCACAGUGAGGAAGAGGAUCUUCCAGGAAGCCCUGGUGUCCAUCAUGCUGCCCUUCAUCAAGAAGAAUCUGGCCGACUCCUGCAAACCCGAGCUCCAGGGUCUGGAACAGACCGUCUACACUGACUACGCCAACUUCAUCCACGUGGAGAACGUCUACGAGAACAUCCUCCUGCAAAUCCUGGACAAGGAGGUUUCUAAGGUGGUGAAGGAAGCCGCCAGCCUGCAUAAACACAACCUGUUCAAAGAGAGCAGCCGCUCCAGCCUGUCCUCCGUCUCCACGCCCAGCAGCCCCCCCCCGGCUCUGGCCUCCUCCAUCAGGUCCCAGGCUCCUCCGUCUCCUCUGGCCGUCAACGGGCUGCACCCCAGUCCCACCAAGGGGGCGGAGCCAAAGAGGGAGAAGGUAGGAGGAGAAGUGCUGCAGGCGGCCGAGACGCUGCUGAAGGAACCGACAGCGGACCGGCCAGACGCAAAGCUGCCAGCGGCCGAAGGAACCCGAACGUUGAAGGUAGAAGGGAUCAGCUCAGCAGAACCAAAACCUCCUUCAGCCGAGACUCUGGACCCAUCAGAACCACAGAUCCAGGAAAAUCUUUCUGUCCAAGCAGAAGAACCCAGAACCCAGAGAACAGACCAACAAGAGGCAGAAACCACUUCAUCAGAACCUCCAGCUGCAUCAGAACCCCGUGCUGUUUCUCCAGAACCUCCUGCUGCUUCUCCAGAAGUUCCAACUGCUGCAGAACCUCCUGCUCCAGAACUUUCUUCUCCAGAUCCUCUAGCUACAGUUGCAGAACCUCUGGCAACUGUAGAGCCUCCAGCUCCAGAACCUUCCGUUGUUUCAGAAGCUCCAAGUCUGGACCAAACCGAUGAACCAUUGGAUCUUCCAGCAGAAGAAACCGGAUCCCAGCCUGCAGCCGCCAGCCAGCAGCCACCUGCCGUGCUGGCGGCUCCCCCUGGUGGUGAAGAAGCAGAAGACGCCAGCCUGAAGCUGCAGCUGAAGACGGAGGACUCGGACUCCCUCUCCGCCUCGGAUCCCAACUCCCUGGCCGUGUCGGUGGGAAGUGACUCUCCACGGUCCGACCUGGAGUCCGCAGAAGGAAUCUCAGAAACCUCGGAGCUCCUGGAGGUCCAGUCAGCGCUGAGCCCAGAGGAAACGUCUGAGGACCAGACCUCAGCGGGAGAACCGUCCGUCGAGGCGGAGGCCGGAGCCACGGCGGAGAGUCCGGCAGAACCGGACGGUGCUGCGUUCUCCCCGCCCGCCGGGAACGGUCCCGGCGGGCCCGAUGUCCAGCUGCCGGACUGCGUGAAGGAGAUCCGCAACCUGAUGGUGGAGGUGAUCGAGGUGGAGGAGCCGAUGCAUCAAUAUCCCAAAGAGGAAUGAACUGAUGGAGGGGGGAACCAGAACCAGAACCAGAACCGCCUUAAACUCCUGCAUGAAGAUACAAUAACUUAUUUAAACAAAUCAUUGAUCAGGUUUUAGCUGGAAGCUACUUUGGGAACUUUUGGCUUCAUCCUGCAGAACUUCACCGGGUUCCUGCCGAUGAGGUUCUGCAGGAACCCGGUGAUUCUUUCCUAUCUGACCGGGUCCGGAACUCCAGGAUACAACAUUGAUAGAAAAAAAAAUUAAAAAGCAAAUUUCCAUCAAAAAAUUCUCAGAAAUGUUCAAGAAAAAAAAACAGAUUUCUGAUCCAAACAUCCAAACUUUCAGAACUCUGAAUCUGGGUUUUCUCUCAAGAAUUGCUGAUUUUUUUUCUUCUCCAUCACAUUUUUGGCUUUUCAAACCAACAUUUUCUAAAAAAAA
Molecule: messenger RNA, 4118 nt
Organism: Poecilia reticulata (guppy)
Lineage: Eukaryota; Metazoa; Chordata; Actinopteri; Cyprinodontiformes; Poeciliidae
Gene: niban1a
Product: niban apoptosis regulator 1a
Source: RefSeq, a predicted model, not a curated record